AUGCCCAGAAGAAACCACCAUCCAGAUGGCAACUUUUUCAGAGGGAAAGGACACAGCUAUCUUGCAGCAGAAGGAGCUCUGACUAUUGGACUCUUCAUUUUGGUGCUGGCAAUUUUACUUAUCUUUGGCUGUUGGUAUUACAAAAGACGUAGUGGCUAUAAAAGUCUGCGGAGCAAAAGCUCUAAUGUGGGCACAAUACGAACCGUGGUAGGUGAGGGAACAAUACUGGACUCCAAAAUGGCUCUGCAGGAGUACAGAAACUUUAAUUCCGUGGUACCUGAUGCUCCACCAGCUUACGACAAAAUCACUGCAGAUCAGUUACCACCACCUUAUUCACCAUGA
This is a messenger RNA of Gavia stellata (red-throated loon), 342 nucleotides long. RefSeq names its product melan-A (gene MLANA). Bases 1 to 342 code for a protein of 113 amino acids. Lineage: Eukaryota; Metazoa; Chordata; Aves; Gaviiformes; Gaviidae. The transcript has 4 exons. Gene Ontology annotation, cellular component: endoplasmic reticulum membrane; melanosome; trans-Golgi network. The record is from RefSeq and is a predicted model, not a curated record.